CAAAAGUCUUCAAUCGUGUGUUUUUGAUGGAUGUAAGUCGGAUCUAAAUCUUACAAUCCACAUCGCCACACUCUGGGGAAUCAAUAGCAUGUAUAUACAGUACAUACAUAUAGACAUCUAAAUAUAAAAACGUACAUACAGUAAAUAUACAUAGGGUUAUGUUCCUAUGUAUUUAUAUAAAUGGCAUAUAUACACAGGGGAACAUAAUCAGAGCACUCUCUCUCUUUCUUUUGCUGCCUCUCUCCCACACACACAUACACACACAUAAACACACACGCACACUAGCAGUGAUCGGAGCAGAUGAACAACCGACAGGCAGGAGCAGCUCUGUUUAGCUGCUAUGGAGCUCCGACUGGAGACAUGUACAAGUUUUUUCAACAGACAUUUGAGGGAACAUUUAUGAAAACACAGCUUGUUUAUUGAAGAAACAGAGAAGGGUGGAACAACUCGAUCAUCUUGUUUUUCUUUUUGAGAGGAUGAAAUCUGAUGUUAAUUUACGAGUGAUUCAGUCAACAGAAACACCAAGAAAAUGUAUCAUGAACAGGAUGCGCUGACAACAAAUGCAAGAAGCACCUGAGCCCAUACUGCCUCUCCGCCCAGCAACACUACUUUAAUGGUUGGAACUACCCUCCCCAACCUACAUUACUGCCCCCGCAGACACAGCCUGAUGAUCGCCGGUGCCAUGGGAGCGGUGCGGGUCAAUAGAUACAGCAUCGUUUCCACAGACGAAGAUCCCCUGAAGAUCUCCACCUUGGGCCUCCACAACGGCCACAGUCCUCUGACUCAGCAGGCGCUGUCGGGGGCCUGCAUGCGCUCUGAAGAAGGAGGAGAAGUGGGGGAGUGUCCAGGAGUUGACGAGGGAAGAGGGGCUUUAUCUCUGAGGGUGACGAAUGAGCCCAUCAUCCGCAACAGCUGCCGCGCUUCACCUUCCUGUCUCGACCUGGGCACCGGGCGCCUGCGCAGCCGCUUUGUGAAGAAGAACGGCCAGUGCAACGUGGUGUUCAACAACAUGGAGGACAAGCCGCGCCGCUACCUGGCGGACAUUUUCACCACCUGCGUGGACAUCCGCUGGCGUUAUCUGCUGCUCAUUUUCACCACCACCUUCCUUCUGUCAUGGCUGCUGUUUGGCGUGAUCUUCUGGGGGGUGGCGCUCAUUCACGGAGACUUUAGCCUCCGCGUACCCGCGAAGGAAGGGGACCCCGGAGCCAAUGCAGAGGACGCCAAAGACGAACCGCGGCCAUGUAUUCUCCACAUCCAGGGUUUCAUUGGGGCCUUCCUCUUCUCCAUAGAGACCCAGACCACCAUUGGCUACGGUUUCCGGUGUGUCACCGAGGAGUGCCCGGUCGCCGUGGUGACCGUGGUGGUCCAGUCCAUCGUGGGCUGCAUUAUUGACUCCUUCAUGAUCGGCACCAUCAUGGCAAAGAUGGUGCGCCCCAAGAAGCGGGCGCAGACCUUGCUGUUCUCGCAUUACGCCGUCAUCGCGUUGAGAGACGGCAAGCUGUGCCUCAUGUGGCGCCUGGGCAACAUGCGCAAGAGCCACAUCGUCGAAGCGCACGUCCGCGCGCAGCUCAUUAAGCCGCACGUGACGGCGGAGGGCGAGUACCUCCCGUUGGAGCAAACGGACAUUGACGUCGGCUACGACGACGGGCUGGACCGGCUGUUUCUGGUGUCCCCGUUAGUGGUGGUGCACGAGAUCAACAAGACCAGUCCUCUGUACAACGUGAGCCGCAACGACCUGCUCAAGGAAGACUUUGAGAUCGUGGUCAUCCUGGAGGGGAUGGUGGAGGCCACAGCCAUGACCACUCAGGCCCGCAGCUCCUACCUGUCCAAGGAGAUCCUGUGGGGUCACCGCUUUGAGCCGGUGGUCUUUGAGAAGGGUGACCGCUACCAGGUGGAUUACUCCCGCUUCCAUAAAUCCUACGAAGUGCCAUCCACGCCUCACUGUAGUGCCAGGGAACUCAACCAAAUAAUGGGCCGUGGCGGUCAGUCCUCGUCCUCCAGCUCGAGUUACUCCCGGUCUCCGUCGCCAUUCGCCCAGAGGGCAGGCCGCCACCUCCUGGCACCUCACUCCCCCAGCGCUUUCUGCUACGAGAACGAGGUGGCCCUGUGCUGCGGGGACGACGAGGAGGAUGUGAAAGAGGAGGCAGGGCUGAAAAUAAGAAGCGACAGAGAGGUGAAGAUAAGGGAUGACAUUCACUUGGGAUUCAAAGAGACAUUUGUGGAGGAGCAGAAGGUGGAGAUGCUGUGUGUUCUGGACUCAGAGAAUCAGAUCGGCCUUGACAGACUACAGCCCACUCUGCCUUUAUACAUCAGCAGAGAGUCAGGAGUUUAAUCGAUGGUAAUGGCUGCCCAUACGUUUUGUUUCUUCUCUUCGUCUGUGUGCUUCCAACCAAAGUAUUGAAAUAGUUUGAAAAUAAAAGAUUUUUUGCGGCUGUCCUAAAACCCAUUUUGCUUUCGAUCACGACUUUCUGGCUCCAGGUAGUGUACACUUUCAGUUGUAACAUCAGCAUCUAAAGAAUGCACAGCUCAUCUUCUUUGGAAAAUGGUGACCGGGUAUUUCUCUCAAAUCAUGAGGUAUCUUGAAAACGUUCUUGCUUUCUUGUUUUAGUUAUUUUGACAGUGAUCUACAGUUAGUUUUUUUUGUAAAUAUUAGAAGAUUUUGUUUUAAUUUUGAAAUAAUUAUGCAUCAUAUACAUAAAUGCUAUGUAAAAAUCCAUUCAUUCAAGGAAGACUGCCACAAAUGCAAACUUAAAAAAUAAAAUAUUUCGGUAUUUUGAA
Molecule: messenger RNA, 2778 nt
Organism: Pungitius pungitius (ninespine stickleback)
Lineage: Eukaryota; Metazoa; Chordata; Actinopteri; Perciformes; Gasterosteidae
Product: ATP-sensitive inward rectifier potassium channel 12-like
Exons: 3
Coding region: 614-2332 (572 amino acids)
Biological process (GO): regulation of monoatomic ion transmembrane transport; potassium ion import across plasma membrane
Cellular component (GO): plasma membrane
Molecular function (GO): inward rectifier potassium channel activity
Source: RefSeq, a predicted model, not a curated record